This is a messenger RNA of Chlorella variabilis, 264 nucleotides long. RefSeq lists its product as hypothetical. Gene Ontology annotation, cellular component: cytosol. The record is from RefSeq and is a predicted model, not a curated record. Gene Ontology annotation, molecular function: magnesium ion binding; phosphatase activity. The annotation marks the transcript as partial. The transcript has a single exon. Lineage: Eukaryota; Viridiplantae; Chlorophyta; Trebouxiophyceae; Chlorellales; Chlorellaceae.
GUGCUGCCGCUGGGUGCGUCCAAGGGAUUUGGCGUGGGCUGGCUGCUGGACAGGCUGGGAGUGGACCCGGCUGCCUGCCUGGCCUUGGGAGACGGCGAGAACGACGUUGAGAUGCUGCGCCUGUGCGGGCUGGGUGUGGCGAUGGGCAAUGCGGGGCCGCCGGCGCUGGCGGCGGCGGAUGCCAUCACGGCGCCGAACAGCGAGGAUGGAGUGGCCAGGGCGAUAGAGCGGUUUGUGCUGCGGCCUCGGGGCUUGACGGCAUGA